Messenger RNA from Andrographis paniculata, 2271 nucleotides. RefSeq names its product chlorophyllide a oxygenase, chloroplastic. Gene Ontology annotation, biological process: chlorophyll biosynthetic process. Gene Ontology annotation, cellular component: chloroplast. The transcript is spliced from 9 exons. Lineage: Eukaryota; Viridiplantae; Streptophyta; Magnoliopsida; Lamiales; Acanthaceae. Bases 1 to 1728 code for a protein of 575 amino acids. Gene Ontology annotation, molecular function: 2 iron, 2 sulfur cluster binding; chlorophyllide a oxygenase activity; iron ion binding. The record is from RefSeq and is a predicted model, not a curated record.
AUGCCCUUCCUUCCUCUACUCUGUCUCUCACGCACAGCACACACGUACUGGCUCUGCUUUCCAGUAUUUCUUUCUUCGGACCGGAUUCUCUGCCGAAUUCCGACCCGAUCAGGAGCCCCUGCCAUGUCCGCCAUUGCCGCUGCUGCUACUCUCUCUCUCCCAAUCACCCUGUGCCGUUCUUCCAAGCUUAACGGCAAAAGGGAAUUCAGAGGUGGUCUGAGGGUAUUUGCAAUAAUUGGGGAUGAAGGAGGAUUGGCAGGACGAAAGAAUCCAUGGACAUCACUUUUUGAUGUGGAAGAUCCCAGGAAUAAAGUCCCUCAGUAUAAAGGGAAGUUCCUGGACAUAUAUCAAGCUUUAGAAUUGGCUCGAUUUGAUAUACAAUACUGUGAUUGGAAGGCUCGGCAGGACGUUCUCCAAAUCAUGCUUCUGCAUGAAAAGGUUGUGGAGGUAUUAAACCCUCUUGCUCGUGAAUUCAAAUCAAUAGGAACUCUUAAGAAGGACCUCGCAGGGCUGCAGGAGGAAUUGACACAAGCCCACAAUCAGGUUCACAUAUCAGAAGCAAGAGUUUCUGCUGCUCUAGACAAGUUAGCUUUCAUGGAAACAUUGGUUAAUGAUAAGAUAUUGCAAGAAAGAAAUGUAACAGAAUCCGAUGUGCCAACGCCAAUACCAAGUACUUCCAGAGACUUGGGGGCCAAUUUGAAGAGCAGACAGCCAACAAAAAGAUUGAAUGUUUCUGGCCCUGUUCGGUCCUACAGUGCUCGUUUGAAGAAUUUUUGGUAUCCUGUUGCCUUCUCUGCAGACCUCAAGGAUGAUACCAUGGUUCCAAUGGACUGCUUUGAGCAGCCUUGGGUCCUGUUUCGAGGGAAAGAUGGCAAACCCGGAUGUGUGCAGAAUACAUGUGCUCAUCGAGCCUGCCCUCUUCAUCUGGGUUCAGUUAAUGAGGGUCGAAUUCAGUGCCCUUAUCAUGGGUGGGAAUAUUCAGCUGAUGGGAAAUGUGAGAAAAUGCCUUCAACUAAAUUUCGAAACGUGAAGAUCCGGGCAUUGCCAUGCUUUGAGCAAGAAGGAAUGGUAUGGAUCUGGCCUGGAGAUGAUCCUCCAGCCCCAAACCUUCCUUCCUUGCUUCCACCGGCAGGGUUUCAAAUACAUGCUGAGAUUGUGAUGGAACUUCCUGUAGAACACGGACUACUACUCGACAAUCUUCUAGAUCUUGCGCAUGCACCUUUUACUCACACUUCCACAUUCGCCAAGGGAUGGAGCGUUCCCAGUUUGGUGAAAUUCCUGACACCUGGUGCUGGUCUUCAAGGCUACUGGGAUCCCUACCCUAUAGACAUGGAAUUCCGACCACCAUGUAUGGUGCUGUCGACAAUUGGGAUCUCAAAGCCGGGGAAAUUGAAAGGGCAGAGCACAAGAGAGUGUUCAACACAUCUUCACCAACUACAUGUUUGCUUACCUUCGUCGAGGCAGAAGACAAGAUUGCUGUACAGAAUGUCGCUUGACUUUGCUCCAAUACUGAAGCAUGUGCCUUUCAUGAAAUAUCUGUGGCGACAUUUUGCUGAUAAGGUUUUGAACGAGGAUCUCCGGCUUGUAAUAGGGCAACAAGAGCGCAUGCUCAACGGUGCAAAUGUGUGGAACUCUCCGGUAUCCUAUGAUAAGCUUGGGGUUAGAUACAGGCUGUGGAGAGAUUCAGUGGAGAGCGGAGGAUCAAAGAAAAUACCCUUCACCGAAUGAUAACCUCUCUACUCCAUCGGUGACGUUCUGUUCUUCGUUUCCGGUGGAUAAGAUAUUUAUGAGAAGAUGAUCAGGUUCUCUCUCUCAUGGCUCACUGUUAAUUCACUGAUCAUCAUCCGACGACGAAAGUAGUUAUCAUCGUCAAUUUGGUGUUAGAAGAAUGUUUAGUAGGAGACUAGUUGUAGAAGAAAAUGGUUGGUGGAAAGGAAAUGGAAAUGGAAAUGGAAACAGAAACAGAAAGACGCAGCUGCUAGGUACCCCAUCUGACUUCUCUUUCUUUCUUUCUCUUUUGGCUGGAAAUUUUGUGUACAGAGGGACAGAAGACGCCAAAGUUGGUGAACGGAGGCAGCCGCAGCGGUAAAUAUGUCGUGAUGAUUCCAUGCCCUUCCCUUCUGAUCUCCCUCUCCCUUGCAUCUUCCAUCAAUAUAAGUAUAUCCUAAAGGCCCGCCGUGUGGUUGAUUAUUAAUUUUGUAGUACAUCAAAAUAAUAGGCCUGUUAAUGAAUUAUUUGAUAAUCAUAUUUCCAUAGUUGUUGAAUUGGAAA